Molecule: messenger RNA, 1710 nt
Organism: Petromyzon marinus (sea lamprey)
Lineage: Eukaryota; Metazoa; Chordata; Hyperoartia; Petromyzontiformes; Petromyzontidae
Source: RefSeq, a predicted model, not a curated record
CCCGUGGUAACCGACGAGCCAAGGCGGAAACGCGGCCACGAGUGGCUGUGUGGGUGGCUAAGCGAGAAGCACAACUCGCUUUGGCAAUGUGACUUGAUGGCGAUUUAAAAGCACCACCACCAACCAACAACCAACCAACAACAACAACAACUACCACAACAACCACAAACCAACAAGCACCACUCUCGCGGACUAAAGCGGAUGGAGAACGGCGGCUGGGAUCGGUGGCGAAGGAGGAGCGGGAGGAGGAGCCCUCAGUCCGAGACACCGGAGCGGGCGUCUGGGGCUGCCGUGGCACGAGUCCCGCCGCCCCCCCUGACCGCCGCUCGCUUGCGCGACCACGACAACACCUACAGCGAAGCCCAGGAGCUCCUCGCCGAUUGGCUGAGCAGCAAGCUCAAGCUGGAGCUGGAAGACGAUUGGCCGGACGAAGCGGAGGGUCACGGGAACGCGACGGAGCACGCUUACGUCCCGUUCGGUCGAGCGACGGGACGCGGGACAGCGGAGGGCCGAGCCCCCAAAAGCUUUGACGAGUACUUCGACCAGGUGGGGGCUGGUCUGGAGGAUGGUGCGGUGGAUGCCCUGGUGAAGGGGAUGCUGGAGAAGGAGGUGGUUCAGGUGAGCUUCCUCGACGAUUUGGGCCUUCAGGGCCACGGCGCUGGCAAGACGCGUGACCCCCGUCUCACCAUGGACCUCCGGCAUCAGAAGGUUCGGGAGGCGGCGGAGCGACGGGCGGCGGAGGGCCGGCUGCGACGGGCCGAAGCCUCGGACCGAGCCGCCGCGGACGCGGAGGCUCGGAGGUCCCUGGCGCGGGAGGACCGCGAGCGGGCGCUCGGGGCGGAGCGCGAGGAGGCGGAGAUCCGCAGGGAAGCCGCCCGGCUCCGCUCCGCCCUCCGGCAGCGGCGGCAGCAGCAGCAGCAGCAGGAGGAGGAGCGGCGGAGAGCCGAGCACGAGCGGAGGUCGAGGGAGCGGCAGGAGCGGAGGCGAGGAUCCGGCGCGCGCGAAACGACAGAGAAUCGGUCGCGGAGGGCCCUGGAGCGAGCGGCCCGCGACCGGGAGCGGCUGCGCGGGCAGAGGGAGCUGCAGGCCCGGCUCCACGCCGAGAGGCUUAAGUGCCUGUCUCGCUGCUUCUCGGCUUGGUACCGCCUGGCGCUGGAGCGGCGUCUAGCGCUGGGCAAGGCGCUGGCGUUGGCCGACUGGCGCCGCCGCCUGCGGGCGUUUGGGGCAUGGAGGUCCCGGGCGAGGGCGCGGAGGGCGCGCAGGGAGACUGGGUGCGCUCGCAGCGACCUCCGGGAGGAGCACAGGAAAACCUUGGCGGCCGAGGAGAGCCACCGUCUCCGCACGCUGGGCUCCCGCCUGGCCGCCUGGCGCGGGUGGGCCCGUCGCGAGAGGGAGGGCCGCGAGCUGGCCCGCCGGCGUGACGAGACGCGCCGCAAGAUGGAGGCGCUGCUGCGGGCGGCCGCUGACGGGGCGCUGACGCGGCCCGAGGAUCGGGCGGCCCGGGAGGGGCACGCGGAGCGGCGUGGCGCGCGGGAGGGAACGCGAACUCAGCGAAAGCGGCGCAUCAAUCGUUGCGGGGCCCCGCGUCUCCCCGCCGGCGACGGGCGACCUGGGGGCGUCUCCGAGGAGUGGCGACGCGGGGACCACUCGGGCCGGAGGCCGCCCGGGGGCCGCGACGAGGACGCCCCGGCCUUGGGCAGCGUCGUUUAG